AAAAGGCAGGAAACGAGGAAAGCCUAGGUUGAUGCGAGAGCUAUGCAGAGGGGUAGCUUCGUGCCUAGGCAUAUAGGCUACGCACGGUCUUUCCAUCGCAUUUUUAACGGGAAUGCAUUGAUAUACCAAACCUGGGAGGAACAAAAAAGCAGUAACAGCGCUUCAGAGGGGAUAUAAUGUGGACGAAUUGACAUUGUUCAUAUCUACACUUUUUAGAAGACUAAAUAAUUUGCUUUUGAAAAUGGCCGUUCGCAGUAACUCCUUAAUGCCUUUCUCUAUCCAAGCCAUUUUGAACAAAAAAGAGGACAGUCGACACUUGCCAGAUUUGGACAUCUGCUUCUCGAAGACUGCUUGUUGGAAAAUAUUUGGGGAAAUGGAUACUGCUUCGGAGGACUUUCCCGCUGCGUGUAGAAGCGAUAAAUUGGCUUGUAUGGCCAGCGACCAGAAAAGUUACGACUCGGAUUCAGGUCUCAGUGAUGACAAUGACAGCAAGACGCUGGCGGUUUGUAAGUCAGAGAAAAACAGGGAUCCUACUUCAGACGUUUUGGAAGAAAGUUUGCAGGACGAAACAGACCAUGAAUCUACCGCUGUCGACAACACAAAAGGUCUUAGUGACUGUGAACCUAAUGUUUCUGAUUCCAACAACGUAGACGAGGUCAGUUGUGAUACAAGUUCGGAUCAGCCCAAACAGAGGAAAAAACGCUCGCGAGCUGCGUUCUCCCACGCGCAAGUGUUCGAGCUCGAGCGGAGGUUUAACCACCAGAGAUACCUCUCCGGACCGGAGAGAGCAGACCUCGCUGCCUCAUUGAAGCUGACAGAGACGCAGGUCAAAAUAUGGUUCCAGAAUCGCAGAUAUAAAACAAAACGUCGUCAAAUGGCUGCCGAUUUGUUGGCCUCGGCCCCGGCGGCUAAGAAAGUGGCUGUGAAAGUGUUAGUUCGAGACGACCAGAGACAAUACAACCCUGGUGAACUACUGCGGCCUCCGCUUCUCUCUCUGCAGCCGUCGUAUUACUAUCCAUACGCCUAUUGCCUCCCAGCAUGGACACUCUCUACUUGUGCUGGGAAUCAAUGAAAACUGAACAGCCUAUGUUGUAUUUAUUUUCCCCAAGGAAAUCGAGGCAUUGGCUUUAUCGACUUUUUGAAAGGAAACCAGAAGAGAUUACAUGAACUCAAAACUGAUUCUAAAUGUUUCACAUUUAAAAUGCCUCAUGGUGUCUAGACUGAACAUGUCAGUUAUCCUGGUAGGCUAUGGUGAUGACACUAGGCCAUUUCAGAAUGUAUGGAGGAGUGUAAUCCUUUCAGGUGGGGCCUACAACACUGGCCUAUGUGUUCCUAUGAUGCUUUCACGCGUUGGAGAUAGCAGAGCCCCCCCCCCCUCCCCGCGUGACUUUUCGAAUAACUUACUGCUUUUCUUUUCUUGCUGCGGUUGUAGGGUAGACCUAACGGUAAGACUUUCAGCACUUUUCGAAACAUAGAGAUAGUGUGGACAUAUAUAUCCGACUGAAAUAUCGAUUUGAGGAUUUGUUUUACAUAUGACCUUAACUUGAACCUUGGAGAGACAGUAAUAAUUGAACUCUUGUUAAAAAUGUAUUUUCUAUUUUUCCCAAAAAUGAUUGUUUAUACAUAGGGAAAUCAAACAUUAAAAUCAUAUCAGACAUAUUAUCUUUUAAAGCUAGUCGUGUUUGAUUCGAACCUUAAUAAUCUUUAUGCGAAUGUCAAUAUUUUCUUUUUAGACAUUUAAUUUAUGUUAAUAUUAAAGGGGUUUUGUUUACCAUGACCAGUGACCCUAAAUGAAUGAUUCAUUGUGUGAUAAUCAUUAUUGUUGCAAUAAUGAUAACAUAUGGUUGAUAGUAAUAAUGUAAAUAGUCAUCAAUUAUGCAUGUAAAUCAUAAUAGCAAAGCCUAUAAUUUUCUUGACCUACAUUACAAAGUUGGUGGUCUUUCUGUGUAUUACAUCACAUAGGCCUACGUUUAAAUGCACAAAUGCCUAUAGUAUAAGCUUAACUAUAUCCUGCGUUAUCUUUGUGUGUAUAUAACUAAACUAGUAAUUCGCUACAAUAACAUAAUAUGAUCAGUUUACUUUCAUCCUUCUCACAGGUCAACCGUAUCCAGCAGCUAUGUAGGUUUAUAAAAUAUAUUUCUAUUCCAUUCAGGUCCAAAGACCCACAGCCUAUUAAUUACCCACAAACCUGUUUAAUAUUUAUGUCCCACAGUAUUUAAAUAAUUUAAGUGUUUAGCAAAUAUUUAUUAUUUUAAUUAAGCCACCAUUUCCAUUAUAUUGCGUCCGAUUGAACCCAUCAACAAUAACACCAGAAAAUUGAACAUGAAGGCCCUGUAAGGAAAACUAAAUCGUCUCACAAUGGUCUCAUUACAUUAGAAGAGAAAGAUUCUGUUGGGUUCAGGAGCACCUGCUCGAAAUGUGACGGUUUUAAUCCCACAUUAUUUGCGGUACCAUUUGAUCUUCCUCUUAUGAAACGUACAUGUAAUGAUUGAAUGAACUUUAUUAACUCAGUGACAGAAAAUAUAACUAU
Messenger RNA from Esox lucius (northern pike), 2530 nucleotides. It is a transcript of the gene nkx3-2, whose product is annotated as NK3 homeobox 2. Gene Ontology annotation, cellular component: nucleus. Lineage: Eukaryota; Metazoa; Chordata; Actinopteri; Esociformes; Esocidae. Bases 242 to 1072 code for a protein of 276 amino acids. The transcript has 2 exons. Gene Ontology annotation, biological process: regulation of transcription by RNA polymerase II; cell differentiation. The record is from RefSeq and is a predicted model, not a curated record. Gene Ontology annotation, molecular function: DNA-binding transcription factor activity, RNA polymerase II-specific; RNA polymerase II cis-regulatory region sequence-specific DNA binding.